Eurytemora carolleeae is the source of this 1726-nucleotide messenger RNA. Its product is annotated as glutaminase kidney isoform, mitochondrial. The record is from RefSeq and is a predicted model, not a curated record. Gene Ontology annotation, molecular function: protein binding; glutaminase activity. Gene Ontology annotation, biological process: L-glutamine catabolic process. Bases 94 to 1680 code for a protein of 528 amino acids. NCBI's taxonomy places the organism in Eukaryota, Metazoa, Arthropoda, Copepoda, Calanoida, Temoridae. The transcript has 2 exons.
UUCAAUUCAGAAAAUCCGCAAUUUCUCUAAAAACAUGGAAACUGUAUAGAGUACAACACAUAACUUGAGAAACAAACUAUUAAAGAAGAGAUAAUGGACAUUUCUUAUGGAAAAAGUAUUGCUGAAACCCUGUUUAACCUCUACAAGAACAAUGAUACAAACAUGGUGAAUAUGGGGGAUAUCUUUGCAAUGAUUGAUAACUCAGGGGUCAGAAGAUCUGAUCCAAGACUCUCAACUUUCCUUGGAAAAAUAACAGAAAAUUUUGGGCAACCUGCAGGAGAAGAUUUGAACUCUUUCAUCAGCAACUUGAAUGCUGAUGAAGAAACAUUCUAUAAACUUCUUGAUGACAAUCUAGUUCUUCUGUAUCAAAUUAUCAGAAACGAUGUUGUUAUUCCUGACUGGGCAUCCUUUACUGAGCAGGUCACUGAGAUGUUUAAUAAAUGUAAGACUAAUCAAGGAGGAGAGGUCGCUUCUUAUAUUCCACAGUUGGCUGCUUAUGAUCCAGACCUUUGGGGGAUGUCAAUUUGUACAAUUGAUGGACAGCGCUUCUCAUUGGGAGAUGUAAACACUAAAUUUACAAUUCAAUCUUGCUCUAAACCAUUUACAUACGCAAUCUGUCUGAGUGAGCUUGGGAAUGAAGGUGUACAUAAGUAUAUUGGUCAAGAACCAUCAGGUAGAAACUUUAAUGAUCUGUCCUUGGAUCCAUCAAACAAACCACAUAACCCAAUGCUGAAUGCUGGAGCAAUUAUGUCUUCUGCAUUGAUCUUACAAAAUAUAUUACCCAGGGAAGGAGUGGCAGCGAAAUAUGAAUUUCUUUUGAAAUACAUGACAAGAAUGGCUGGCAAUGAAGUCAUUGGGUUCAAUAAUUCUGUAUUUCUAUCUGAACGUGAGAAUGCAUACAGAAACUUUGCUAUGGCUUACUACAUGCAGGAGAAUAAAUGUUUUCCAGAAGGAACAGAUAUCCAUGAUUGUUUAGACUUAUACUUCCAGUCUUGCAGUUUAGAGGUUACUUCAGAAUCCUUAUCUGUAUUAGGAGCAACUUUAGCUAAUGGUGGAAUUUGUCCUAUUACCGGGGAAAAUGUACUUAACCCCUGUGCUGUAAGAGAUACUCUUAGUCUUAUGUACAGCUGUGGUAUGUACAAUUACAGUGGACAGUUUGCGUUUAAAGUUGGGCUUCCUGCAAAGUCUGGUGUAAGUGGAUGCGUGUUACUUGUAAUCCCAAAUGUGAUGGCUAUUUCUCUGUGGUCUCCACCAAUCGACAGUAUUGGGAACUCAGUUCGAGCAUUGCAAUUCUGUGAAGAAUUAGUUAAUGUAUACAGUUUCCAUAGAUUUGAAAACCUCAACAACCUUGUCACACAGAAGAUAGACCCAAGAAGACAAUCCUAUGAAGAAAAAACUCAUGGUUCUCUGACCCUUUUCUUUGCUGCUAUUACUGGAGAUGUUUCUUCUCUUAAUAGGCACCAUUUGCAAGGAGUUGAUAUGACCAUCUGUGACUAUGAUGGAAGAACUGCAUUGCAUCUAGCUGCAGCAGAAGGCAGGAUGCAUGCUGUCAAGUUCCUGCUGGAGACAUGCAGAGUUCCCCCCAGUCCCCAGGACAGGUGGGGGCAUACACCUCAGGAGGAGGCCUUCAGGUUCAAACAUGAUGAAGUCGGAAGAUUCUUUGAUAAUCAUUUAAAAUAAAUGUAAUAAAUAAACACCUGAAGGUCAAUAAAUUAUUUUUUUUUUA